Messenger RNA from Diversispora eburnea, 646 nucleotides. The record is from the annotation of a GenBank genome assembly. NCBI's taxonomy places the organism in Eukaryota, Fungi, Glomeromycota, Glomeromycetes, Diversisporales, Diversisporaceae.
AUGUUCGUUGAUACUAUUGUCGAAGGAAAAUUUCCAGUCAAAGCAUUAAUUGAUACAACAUCUAAAUACAAUACUAUUAGCAAGCACUUGUUCGAUAAGCUUGAAGAAAAUUAUGGAAUAUGUCAUAUCUGUGAUCCUGUUAAGAUUCUCUAUGUGAAUGUAAUAGCCUUUCAAAUUCACAAAAAUCCAUCAUUCGAUCUGGUAUUAGGACAAGAAUGGUUAUGGAUGCAUAAAGCAAAAAUAAGCUUUGAAUUUUCUCCCAAAGCCCAUAGCCACCAUGCUAAAAUUGUAAUAAAUGGUAUGAGUAUCCUAUUAAUCGAUAAAGAUUUUAACAUAAACAGCUUCACUAAAAAUAACUCAUCCAAUUCGGCGAAAUCUAAAGCUGGUCUAGCUCAAGAGGAGGUUAUGAAUAUAAUUAACAAAAUUAUCUCAAAUAUUGAAGAUCAUAAGUGGCGAAAGAGAUAUCAUGGUAAUAAACUUCUUAUACCUCCAACACCCAGAAGAUUGGACAAUAAUGCUCUCAAGAAUAGCGAGACUACCAAGAAUAAGAAAUACCCUAAAGUAGAUUUAGGUGAUGGAGGAAAGUUACCAUGGAUAAAAUCUAAGACAGAGACUAGUUCAUCCAGUUCUGAUUUAGAAUUCACAG